UUGAGACAACAGUUGACGAAAAAUGAGCGAGCGCCGCGCCAAACAAAGCCCCCGGCAGGCCCUGGUGUCUGCCCCAGAAGAACUUCAACUCAAAAGAACGUUUCAGAGUUGACGAUUCUCCCGAUGGAAGAGGUUCUCACUCAACUCAAUUCAUCGCUAUGGUCUUUGGCAGAGAAAGCCAAAAUCUCAGAUAAACUGAACGGAGACAACAUCACCGUCAUUACAAGCUCCGAGAACGAAGCCAAACCGGAGGAUCCUACCUCGUACGUGCUGAACCACAUCAUUCCUCGAAAAUACCGUAGUUACGAGUGGAAAGACGGAGACGUACUAAAGACUUCUGCUGGAAACGAACUGGUAGUAUCCCAGUUUGAGGACGCAUUUGGUUCGGUGAAACCUACCUUAACUGCCUUCCAUUGGAUUCCGCUUCUUAUCACAGCAACAACGGAAUCGUGUACUCUUUCUACUUCAGUACUCUCCAAUGAUCUCCGCGAAAAGUUGUCGUCAAAUAGCUCGUUUACCGUGUUUGCACCAUCGGACAAGGCUCUGAAAUCGCUGUCCAGCUCCCUUCUGAAAGAAAUAAAGGAGGGUACAGGAUGCGCAUCAGAUUUUGCAAGCAGUCAUAUCGUCAAUGGUUCUUUCUGCUCUCACGAUCUCCAUGAUCGUCUACUGAAAUCGCUUACUGGAAGUGAACUCGAGGCUCGAAUUCAAACUAAAGGAAACGAGAGAGUGCUCCACAUUGGAAGGGCAAAAGUGACAGUCAGCGACAUUUUCGCGAAGAACGGAGUCAUCCACAUAAUUGACGAUGUCGUCUUCAACGAUGAACUACUAUCGUGGCGAGAACAUCUGGAGGUUCAUAAUCGCAAAUUGAAAGAGGCGCUCGAAGAUGUGGUGACCAACUCGAGUGAAAAACUAACGAUUUUCGUUCCACCGGCGGACAACAGUACAAUCACACCUGAGUUCGCCAAGAAUCACGUGAUGGUCGGCCAAUUGUUGGAGGAUCUAAGACGCCCUUCAACAAUGACAACGCAGGCCAAUUCUACGAUCUUCACCGGUUACUCACGAAAAGUACCUCCUAUUUGGGUGCGGAUUUCGAUGCAACCCCGUGAACGGCUACGAGGACAAGUUGGCUGCUCGAGAAUCAUCGAAGACAGCGUAAAAGGGUGUCGAGCAAUUCUUCAGUUCAUUGAA
Messenger RNA from Cooperia oncophora, 1188 nucleotides. Lineage: Eukaryota; Metazoa; Nematoda; Chromadorea; Rhabditida; Trichostrongylidae. The record is from the annotation of a GenBank genome assembly.